AUGAAAACUAAAGUUGCUACAAUCCUAACCCUGCUCAUUGCCUGUGUUUACGUUGCCACCGCCGCCGCUGCCGGUGGAGAUGAAGCAGUCGAAUCACUGGUUUUCCCAGCUUCCUACAAAGCGAUGAGUGUUUCUAAUGGUGGUACUAUCAGCGGGAUGGUAAAAUUUGAGGGCGAUGCGCCUGAAAUGAAAAAACUGGAGGUUACCAAAGACCCGCAGGUUUGCGGUAAGACUGAUAAGUACGAUGAAUCGGUUGUCCUCGGCGAAGGAAAUAGUUUGAAAGAUACCAUCGUUUAUCUAAUCGACAUCUCAGAAGGUGCCGAUUUUCCAACUGAUCCAAAGGUCAAAUAUGAGAUUGAUCAGAAAGGCUGCCAUUUUGAGCCGCAUGUGCGCCUCCUUCCGGUUGGGAAAACGACUGACCAUGGUCAAUCCCGACAGAGUCAAUCAUACGUUCAUAUCUUUAGUGCGGUGAAUCCUGCGUUUAAUAAAUCGCAGCCGGGCAGCAGACGGAAGAUGAAUGUUAAGCGGUAA
Molecule: messenger RNA, 531 nt
Organism: Geodia barretti
Lineage: Eukaryota; Metazoa; Porifera; Demospongiae; Tetractinellida; Geodiidae
Source: the annotation of a GenBank genome assembly